Messenger RNA from Mollisia scopiformis, 699 nucleotides. Its product is annotated as glutathione S-transferase. The transcript is spliced from 3 exons. Lineage: Eukaryota; Fungi; Ascomycota; Leotiomycetes; Helotiales; Mollisiaceae. The record is from RefSeq and is a predicted model, not a curated record. Gene Ontology annotation, molecular function: glutathione transferase activity. Gene Ontology annotation, biological process: glutathione metabolic process. Bases 1 to 699 code for a protein of 232 amino acids.
AUGCCUCACGAAUUGACAUACGGUACCGAGAGCGCGGCGAACAAAGCCAUUGGAGGAGUUCCUGUUAUCCACUAUUUUGACUUCCAGUCUCGCGGCCGUGGUCAAGUCGUUCGCCUUCUGCUUAUUGAUGCAGGCGCUGUGUAUAAGGAUAUCCGAUAUACCUUCGAAGAAUGGCCGAAACACAAGCGUAGUGUUCCCGUCGCAGAGAUGAACCCAACAGGAAACAUCCCAAUUAUUGAAAUGCCAGGCGGGAAGAUUCUUACUCAAAGCUAUGCCAUCCUUCGACAUUGGGGAAGACAAUUGGGGGCAUAUGAUGGCAAGACAGAAGAUGAGAAGUACUGGGCUGAUGCAAUCUGUGACAUUGUCAUUGACUGGAGAACGCUAUUUAUUUCAGCUUUCUUCUCUGACAAUCAGAAGGAGGACUAUCCCAAGCAUCAACAAGGAGACCGAGCCAAGUAUCUCAAAGCUAUCGAGACACAUUUGAAGGGCUCUGAUCUCUCACGCCGGGGACAAUACAUCAUUGGGAAUGAGAUCACCUAUGCGGAUCUGGUGCUCUUCCAAUUAUUGCAUGACGAGAAUCUCAUUCAAGACGGAAGAAAAGACCUUCGAGGGUAUCCCAGACUGGUACAGCUGGUAGACGCUGUGCAGAGCAGACCAAACAUCAAGAAGUUCUUCAGCGGUGAGGCCUACUUGGGCUGA